AUGCCGGUUGUCGUGCUCUGCGGCUUGCCUCGAGCAGGCAAGUCAGCGCUGGCAAAGCGAAUCGCUGAAGCAGCACCACCACACCUUAAACCAGUGACGAUACUCUCAGAUCGCGGCAUAGAGGACUACGCUGAGCCGCAGCGCGAGAAGACUGCGCGCAGUCGUCUGCGUGCAGCCUUGGAGCGUGCACCUUACCGCGAACGUCUGGUGAUCGUAGAUGCUUGCAAUCUCGUCUCUGGUUUUCGCUAUGAGCUAUGGUGCGUGACCCGCGUGCCCGCUGGAAAGCGUCAAGAGUCAAUACCUCACGUGACAGUACUUAUUAGAAGUAAGGCAGACGUUUCUGAAGUCUCCUGUGCUCAUAGUCCGCCGGGAUACCAGCGCUCCACUGCCGACCGGCCUUCGGCUGCAGCAGUGGGCCCAACGCGUCUUGUUGUCGAACCCGAACUGACGUCGCCGGAGAGGAUCGGGCACGAGCCGCAAGCGAAAAGCGCCCGGUCGGCGAACGCAGAUGCUUUGCGCUCUGUUCUGAACGGGCGAUGUGAAGUGGCAGGUCCCAGACAACAGCCUCAAGCGGACAGCGACGUGGCAGCGAACAUUGCCCGGGUACGAGAGCGCUUCGAAUGGCCAGACCCGCAAGGCCAACGAUGGGAUCGACCGCUGUUCACCAUGUCAUUGAAGGAGAGGGUUUGCUCGUACGAAACUCCGGAUGGGUGCACGUUCUUCGAAGAAACGCAAUGGGUCGCUUCCAUCUAUGAUUGGAUUUCAGGAGGCACUGCUCGGAAGGAUUUCAAAACGACGUCACGAAUGACGAUCGCGACGCGUCAGACUCGCGUUCAAUCCGCGGAUAGCUACUUCGAAAGCGAGAUCCGCAAAAUCGAGGACGCUAUUAUCCAAGUGCUCUGCGCCGGAGAUGAGGGCGAGCAUCAACACCCCGGAACGGUGUAUACGUACGACAAGUGUCCGCUUCGCCUUCCUGAAUCGUACUUGCGACGGAUUUUCCUGCUCGCGAAUCAAUCCAGUCGCCUGUAUACGGUAUCGCAAGAUUUGCGUGCACAUCGUCAUCUCUUUGUACGUCGAUAUCAGAAACGACGGGUAGAGCAAGAUUCGAGUGCUUCGGUGCAAGAGUUCAUUCGGUCUCUGGAAGGAUACCUUGAGCUGCGCGACCAACAACGUCGUAGCGAACACUGA
Molecule: messenger RNA, 1188 nt
Organism: Cyanidioschyzon merolae strain 10D
Lineage: Eukaryota; Rhodophyta; Bangiophyceae; Cyanidiales; Cyanidiaceae
Exons: 1
Coding region: 1-1188 (395 amino acids)
Source: RefSeq, a predicted model, not a curated record